AACAACAGUUUGUCUUAAAGAGAAAGCAUAAAAAUGUUUAAGUUACGCGUGCUAAUCGCUCUGACGCUCUUGGCCGUGGCCAGUGUGGAGGCAAAUCGAGCGCAUUUGGAGCAGCUGCUGGCGGGACAUUACGAUGAGCCGCUGUUGCAGCAGCUGCAGCAGAAGUUGCAACGCGAGCAGCAGGAGCAGCCAGCAGUGCGUAUUAUUGAUGGCAACGAUGUGCAGGGUGUGGAUAAUGCGCCAUAUCUAGUGUCGCUCAGUCUGACGGCCAAGACUUAUGCGCAUCAGUGUGCUGGCGCGAUAAUCGGCAAGCGUUGGGUGCUCACUUGUGCGCACUGCGUGGAGGAGCUGCGUAAAUUCAAUGGCGACAUCAAAGGCAGCGCCAUCUAUGCGGGUCUGAUGAAUCGCUCGAAUGUGAAAGAGGCACAAGUGCGCUAUGUGGACUUUGCCUCGACGCAUCGCCUGUUCAAUGGCGCCGCUGGCAGCGAUAACAUUGCGCUGUUGCAUGUCUCCGAGUCGUUUGUCUACUCGGCACGUGUGCAGCAGAUUGCGCUGCCCGAUCUGCUGGAGGAUUACAGCGGCAAGACAGCUAUAGCCUAUGGCUGGGGUCUGACGCAUGCCGAUGACGCUGAGUACUCCAAGGAGCUGCAAUAUGCAUUCGCUCCACUGUUGAACAGCAGCGACUGCCAGCAGCUGCUGCCCAAGGAUGCGCCUCUGUCUCGUCAGCAGGUUUGUGCUCAGGUCACCGCUUGCUAUGGCGAUGGCGGCACUCCGCUGGUCUACUGGCCCAUUCAUGGACCCGCCGAGCUUGUUGCUCUCGGCAGCUGGAGCUACAUGCCCUGCGGCUAUGCUCAUCGCCCUACAGUUUACACCAGCGUGCCCGCCUAUGUGGAUUGGAUCUAUCAAGUCAUCAGCGCUUACUAUCAACUCAACUAACAACUGUAGCUGACCUCAUGUUUUGUACUUUAAAAUAUACAACUUAAGAUUAAA
This is a messenger RNA of Drosophila busckii, 990 nucleotides long. RefSeq names its product chymotrypsinogen A. Bases 34 to 936 code for a protein of 300 amino acids. NCBI's taxonomy places the organism in Eukaryota, Metazoa, Arthropoda, Insecta, Diptera, Drosophilidae. The record is from RefSeq and is a predicted model, not a curated record. Gene Ontology annotation, biological process: proteolysis. The transcript has a single exon. Gene Ontology annotation, molecular function: serine-type endopeptidase activity.